Molecule: messenger RNA, 1914 nt
Organism: Cornus florida
Lineage: Eukaryota; Viridiplantae; Streptophyta; Magnoliopsida; Cornales; Cornaceae
Product: protein ACCELERATED CELL DEATH 6-like
Exons: 4
Coding region: 1-1914 (637 amino acids)
Cellular component (GO): plasma membrane
Molecular function (GO): protein phosphatase 1 binding; protein phosphatase regulator activity
Source: RefSeq, a predicted model, not a curated record
AUGCCGAAAGUCAACGGGCAAGUGAAUAAAUGGACAAAACUGCUUCGGGAAGCUAAGCUAGGCAAGCUGAAACUUGAGAGGCCGAGCAGAAGCCAGUCACUUAUAGCUAUGGAUCCAAUCUUAUACAAGGCAGCCGAAGAGGGAAAUGUCAAUGUCCUCAUGCUAAAAGAUGGUGAUGAACUUGAAGUCCAAGUGACCCCCAACCAAAACACAGUCCUCCACAUCGCAGCUCAAUUCGGCCAAACACAAUGUGUGAAAGAAAUCUUACAUAAGUGCAAUCGAUCACUGCUUUGUUAUGUGAAUAUCAAAGGUGAGACUUCACUUCACAUUUCAGCAAGGGAAGGACACUCUGCCACGGUACAAGCACUCGUUGAAUAUGCGAAAUCAUUGGAAAAGGACGCCGAAAGUGGGAGUGGAGCUACUAAGGAGAUGCUUAGGAUGAGGAGUGUGGAGGGUGAGACGGCCUUGUACGAGGCUGUGCGAAAUAAUCAUCUUGAUGUGGUUACAAUUUUGAUGAAAGAAGACCCGGCGUUUUUACAUCCACCCAACAAAGCCAAGGAGAAUCCACUUUACCUGGCUGCCCAAAGACAAUAUCUAUCUAUUCUGUCCGAAAUUUUGGAAAAUACCAUUUCCAAAGCUUACAUUUCACAAGCUUACAAUGGUCCAAAUGGACGAACAGCUUUACACGCAGCAACAAUUUCUUAUGACAAAGAAUGCAUAAAAAAAUUACACGACUGGGAGUCAUCACUCAUCAAGAAAGCAGAUGUAUCUGGAUGGAGACCACUUCACUACGCCGCAUGGUUUGGUGAUGUUUCAGCAGUUAGGCAGCUACUUGAUCUAGAUAAAUCCGUGGCAUACCUUGCUGCAGAAGCAGAUGACAAUAAGACGGCUCUUCACUUAGCAGCUAGUCAAGAUUGCUGGGAAAGCAUCAACAGUAAAGGCCAGAAUAUCCUUCACAUUGCAGUGGAGCAUGAGAAAAGUGAAAUAAUUGAAUUUAUCUUAGAAAAUUCCUUUGCCAACAGCCUCAUAAAUCAGAAAGACAGAGAUCGAAACACACCUCUUCAUUUGUUUUGUGCUAAAUCCAAUUAUCUCAAGUACAGUCUCAAAGAUGACCCUAGCGUGGAUAGCACGGUCUUCCAAAAGAAAAUUUUGACUUCACUCAAAGUAGUAUAUGGUGACAACCGUGACAUGUAUCCACUGGAGGUACCAGAAGUGGGUCGCCAAAACAAAUUCAAAGUACGCAACGGAAACGACUCUGCUCGAUUGAACGAGUUGGCAAUUAAAAUUUCGGAUAACAACUUGAUAGUAGCUACACUUAUAGCGACCAUGACCUUUGCAGCUGGUUUCACCAUUCCAGGUGGCUAUGACGGCAAUGCUGGGCCAAAUCAAGGUAUGGCAGUUUUAGUAAGACGAGUAGCAUUCAUCGUAUUUGUUGUGACGGAUGCUAUUGCUAUGAUCUUCUCCAUUAAAGCUGUAAUUACCCACAUAUCUGCAUCGACUUACGAAGAUGAAGAUAAGCGUGCUAGUGGCUAUCGCAACGCUCUUGCAACCAUUAUAUGUGCUAUUGCAGCAAUGGUGGUUGCAUUUAUGAGCGGCUUUUAUGUUGUGUUGGCACAUUUACCGGUCCUCGCUAUCAGUGUAAUAGUCAUUUGUUGCCUCUUUCUUGUCAAUGCUUUAAGUUGGUUCGUGGACGCAUGCCUUGCAGUAGCUCAUGACUUUAAAAAUGACGUAAGGGUGUUUAUACGCACUGCUAUCGACUUCUUUCAUUGGGGAUUGCGCAAAGCUAUGGAGUUUUUCUUUUUGGGAGGGAUGACAGUAAUCCUCAUUGCAAUUGUGGCUGCCGUCCUUGGUGGCUUUGGAUUUCUUAUUUUUCUGGCAUUUAGAUUUAAAAUAAAGCAUAGGGAAAAGUGGUGA